AUGGCGAUCGAGAUUCCUGAGAAAAUGCUUGCCGCGCAAGUGGUCGAGUUUAAGAAGCCUCACAAAAUCCAUGAAAUUCCCACUCCAGGGAAGGAUCUGGACGAGAAUGAUCUCCUUGUCAAAGUAGCAGUUGCAUCGCUCUGCCAUACUGACGGGAUGGUAACGAAUGGCGCGUUCGACACCAAUCUCCCAUGUAUUGCAAGUCAUGAAGGAGCUGGUACUGUUGUCAAAGUUGGAUCAGCAGUUCAAGGGUUCAAAGUUGGUGACCGAAUCCUGUGCAGUCUCACAUAUCAUCGUUGCGGCAUCUGUUCAGAUUGCCAGGGCCCAGAACAAGACCGACAGUACUGUGCCAACGUUGGUGGAUACAAUGGAGUCACACGUAACGGCGCCUUUGCAGAAUAUGAGGUUGUAGAUGGAAGAGAAUGUUGGGUUUUGCCUGAAAAUGUCAGCUUUCAAUCCGCCGCACCCUUGGCCUGUGCCGGAAUAACUAUUUGGGGUGGACUCGUUCGGGCGGGAUUGAAGGCCGGCGAAGCAGUGGCCAUUGUGGGGGCUGGCGGGGGCCUAGGACAUCUUGGGAUUCAAUUUGCUAAAGCACUGGGCCUCAUUGUGAUAGCCAUUGACGCUCGUGAUGAAGGGUUGCAACUUGCAAAAGACUGCGGCGCGGAUACUAUAGUUGAUGCGCGGAACGGGAAAGAUCAAGUGGUCGAGGAGGUCAAGACAGUGACGGGUGGAGAAGGAGCCCAGGCAACGCUGAACGUCAGCGACCAUGAAACCGCAGCUGCAACUUCUGCAGCUGUCACGAGAAUGCAUGGUCUUCUCAUCCAGAUCGCGCAGCCUGAAAAUGUUGCCGUACCAUUUCACGAGCUUGUUUUCCGGGAUAUCAGAAUCCAUGGAAGUUUGACCGGCUCUCGUACGGAAGGGCAGAAAAUGCUGGAUGUUGUAUCUAAGCACAAGAUCAAAGUAAAGACAACUGAAUUUAACGGCAUCAAAGAGGUGCCGAAAGCGAUUGAGCUUGCCCACUCCGGGAAGAUGUCUGGCAAGCCAGUUAUCAUAAUAGACCAGCAAGCGAUUGAAGAUCAAAAACGCUCGGAAAUUGAAAUGAUAUGA
Glarea lozoyensis ATCC 20868 is the source of this 1107-nucleotide messenger RNA. RefSeq names its product GroES-like protein. The coding region runs from base 1 to 1107 and encodes 368 amino acids. Gene Ontology annotation, molecular function: oxidoreductase activity. The transcript is spliced from 4 exons. Lineage: Eukaryota; Fungi; Ascomycota; Leotiomycetes; Helotiales; Helotiaceae. The record is from RefSeq and is a predicted model, not a curated record.